Molecule: messenger RNA, 1641 nt
Organism: Hyaloperonospora brassicae
Lineage: Eukaryota; Oomycota; Peronosporomycetes; Peronosporales; Peronosporaceae
Source: the annotation of a GenBank genome assembly
AUGACAGAUGCAAAGACUGCUAACGCGGUGUAUGCGCAAAUCGGGAAGUUGCGCGAGAUGGCCAAGAAUAAGCACAUUGACAUUCCUGAGAAUCCGUACAUGGCUGCGAGCGAUAUUGCGACGGCACUGCUUGCGUCGAAUGGAGACGAGCAGUCUGCUUUGAAGAAAAUCAUGGCCAAGUUUGGUCGCAACAAGCGAUCACAUGCGUCUGACACGGAUCAGGGCCACAAGAAAAGUAAGCGCGGUGGCGAAAACGGUGGCGACGAAGAUGAGACCGUUGCAGCGGGAUACGCUUAUGCAGCCAUGUCAAAGGAGGAGAAGGAAGCUGCAGAGGGGAAAGGUCAACAUCCAGGUCAACAACAGCAGGGUCGAGAAGAAUCCAUGGCCCCCCACAAAACCAUUCGGUUGGUUGAAGAAGUUCGCGAGCAGAAAGCUGCUAACUCUGCAAACCAGAAGAUUGUAGACGCCUUUGCCAACUACGGCGAGGAACAGCUUGAUCGUGGCCACACGGGCAAAGGGGUCUCCCAUUUGCGAGCGGCGAUUCACAUUCGUGAUCAUCCAGACGCCAUUACGUCAGCGAAAGAGGCACGUGCGGUGCCCAUGGUGGGGGACAAGCUGGCAUCGCAAAUUGAGGAGAUACUGGCCACGGGUAAGUUGAAAGACGAGACUGCAGACCAGAACGUAAGCACGAAUGUGGAUCGACAUCAGCGACCCGAGUUGGUGAACGAUAUUUUCAAUUCAAAAGCCAAGUGUCCUGAGAAUCAGGUGUUGGUGGACGAGUUGGCAAAGUUCGGUGAGCACGAGCUCUAUUUUGGUAGCUCGGGCAAAGGCACGAGUCACCUGCGAGCAGCACGUGAGAUUCAGUUGGCUGACCACGUUAUCAAAUCGGGGUCUACAGCCCGGACGAGCGUUCCUCUGGUCGGGGAUGUGAUUGCUGACAAGAUCGACCAGAUCUUGGAGCACGGUCGCAUCGUCCAGGACACUGGUGAAACGACGGGGUCAAAAAGCUAUUCCCGUGGUAGUGGUGGUGGGUACACCGUCGCGCCCAUAGUGCAGGACUUGCGUGACAAACCUGCCGUGUGUCCAGAGAACCAGCGCGUUGUCGAUGCUUUGGUCGACUAUGGUGACAGCCAUUUGUACUCGGGGCAUCGAGGCAAAGGCAUCUCACAUUUGCGAGCUGCCCAGCAUAUUCGGGACUCGAAGACAGUUGUGAAGUCUGGACGGCAAGCUAGCAAGGAGAUCGAUAUGGUCGGGCGUCGCGUGGCAGCCAAGAUUGACCAGAUUCUCGAGCAGGGUCAUGCAGACAGUGACGAAGAUUACGAGUACGAUCCAGAGGAUGAAGAGGAAGAGGAAGACGCUGAGUAUGGAGAGCGAGAACGCGAUGUGGUAGUGCCUCCAAUCGUGCAAGAUGUGUGCAGCAAACGUGCUCAAGUCGAGAAGAAUCAGAUCUUGGUGGAUGCGCUGGUGGAGUAUGGUGAAGAAGAACUCUACAAGCGUCACACUGGUCGAGGCACGGCAUUUUUGCGUGCUGCUCGCCGUCUCCGCGAUGCAGAUGUCGAGGUGAACAACGGCAAGGAUGUGAAGUCGAUCGGCAUCGGGGACAAGGUUGCAGAGUACAUUGAUACGAUCCUGGCGAGUUAG